This is a messenger RNA of Eimeria mitis, 1137 nucleotides long. RefSeq lists its product as uncharacterized. The coding region runs from base 1 to 1137 and encodes 378 amino acids. Lineage: Eukaryota; Apicomplexa; Conoidasida; Eucoccidiorida; Eimeriidae. The record is from RefSeq and is a predicted model, not a curated record. The transcript has 2 exons.
AUGCAGCCAUCUGACUCCAUACAUAUUCAGGCUCCCCUGUCUGACGGGGGGGCCCCUCUGGGGGCCCUCUCCGGGGGCCCCUCUGGGGACUUCUCUGCGGGGGGCCCCCCUGGGGGCCCCUCUCUAGGGGGCCCCGCUGGGGGCCCCCCUGGGGGCCCUUCCCUGGGAGGCCCCUCUGGGGGCCCCUGUGGGGGCCCCUCUCUAGGGGCCCCAUUAGGGGGCCCCUCUGGGGGCCCCCCUGUGGGGGCCCCCUCUCGAAUACCUCCGCGUGUGUUACUGUGUGGUGGGGUUGCUCUUGUGUCUCCUACUUUUCGUCGGGGCCCCCUUUUGCUUUCUUUGUCUGGUUCUUGUUAUGCGGCAAUAAGAAGCCUGAGGGGGGGGAGGGUCUUCUUGGGCCUAGAAGAAAACAUAAGGAGACUCCUCACCUCAGCUGCUGCUCUCAGCAGGGGCCCCCCAUAUCACCUGGGGGGCCCCCCCCAUUGGCUCAACGGGGGCCCCCAAGAAACAGGGAAAUACCUACAUAGGGGGGCCCCCAACCAGCCUGGGGGCCCCCACGAUGCGGAAAGCGAUAGUGCAGCUACUGGGGGGCCCUCAAGGGGGGGCCCCCCAGGGGGGGCCCCCUCGGAGGGGGGCCCCUCAGGGGGGCCCUCGGGGGGCCCCUCAGGGGGCCCCUCGGGGGGCCCCUCGGGGGGCCCCCCUGGUGUAUGUGGUGAGGUGAUGAGUCAAUUUAGAGAGAAAGUAUGCGGAGAGCUUCGGCAGCUGGUGCGGCUGUUUCGUUUGUUUGCUGCUGCUCCAGCAGCAGCUCAGCCAGCAGCAGCAGCAGCAACAGCAAAAACACCAGCAGCAGCAGCAGCAGCAGCAGCAGCAGCAGCAGAAGAUGCAGCAGUGCUGCCUGAGGGUAUGGAGCUCGCCAUAACAAUUGUGUUGACCCCCACGAGGCUGCCGCAGCUGCUGGGGGCCCUGCAGCUUCCAUCUCUUCCUUUGGGGGCCCUUGAGGCCCCAGCAGCAGCAGCAGCAGCAGCAGCAGCAGCAGGAGAAGAGGCAGAUGCAGCAGCAGGAGGUGCAGCAGCAGCAGCAGCAGCAGCAGCAGCAGCGGCUCAACGGGGGCCCCCAAGAAACAGGGAAAUACCUACAUAG